Aspergillus piperis CBS 112811 is the source of this 1794-nucleotide messenger RNA. RefSeq names its product aminotransferase-like domain-containing protein. The transcript has 6 exons. Gene Ontology annotation, biological process: aromatic amino acid catabolic process; L-tyrosine biosynthetic process. NCBI's taxonomy places the organism in Eukaryota, Fungi, Ascomycota, Eurotiomycetes, Eurotiales, Aspergillaceae. The record is from RefSeq and is a predicted model, not a curated record. The coding region runs from base 87 to 1610 and encodes 507 amino acids. Gene Ontology annotation, molecular function: aromatic-amino-acid:2-oxoglutarate transaminase activity; L-2-aminoadipate:2-oxoglutarate transaminase activity; pyridoxal phosphate binding.
GCCUACCUUCCUGCUUCCAAGCCAAUUUCAAAUCAAGAGCGUAUCGCAACAUAACCUCGUCAAAGGGCAUACCAACUUCUCUCAAUAUGGCAGAGCUUAACGUUACUACUUCCUCUUCUCCCGCGCCCUUGGGGCAGCCUUCUGUCGCCCCAGCGGCGCCAGACUGGAAGGGCCUCUUUAGCCGGGAAAGCCAGCUGAGAAAGAAGUCCGUUAUGCAGGGAAUGCACCAAAUUCUCGAUAAGUCGGUGGUAGAAAUACGAUCACUUGGCCCUGGCGCACCGUCGACUGACUACUUCCCCUUCUAUGGUAUGGACUUCGAGGUUCCAUUGUCCGAACCACCGAAGACCGCGGAUGGCAAAAUGGCUUCAAAGGCAACUGCGAAAAUUCACGCUGGCAAGCAUGACAGCAAGAAUGGACAUAGCAUAUACGAUAUUGCGAUUGCAUUACAAUAUGGUCAGGGUACUGGAUCUACACAGCUCUUGGAGUUUCUCUCUGAGCAUGUCAAGAUCAUCCAUGACCCGCCGUAUAAGCACUGGAGAUGCAUCCUGACAGCUGGGAAUACCUCUGCCUUUGAUAUCGUUCUCCGAAUGUUUACAAAGCCAGGUGAUUAUCUUCUAGUGGAGGAGUACACCUACCCAACCGUCUACGAAACAGCUUUACCAAUGGGCCUCAAAUUUGCAGGCAUUCGAAUGGACGAUUUUGGAAUGGUUCCUGCCCAUCUCGACGAAGUUCUCUCCAACUGGAGCGAAGACGCGGAAAUGGGAAAGAAGCCGCGGCUCCUAUACAUUAUUCCUUGCGGUCAAAAUCCGUCGGGAGCGACCCAGCCUACUGACAGAAGACGAGACAUCUACAAGGUCGCACAAAAGCACGACCUUCUCAUAUUGGAGGAUGAUCCCUACUACUACAUUCAAUUCCCACCGUAUACAUCCCCAACAUCCGAGGAGAAACGAGAUACCGACCUUUCGGCUAUUCGACCAAACUCCGCAGAACUUGUUGACAGGACGCUUCUUCCUAGCUACCUCAACAUCGAUAAUGAUGGAAGGGUGCUCCGGAUGGAUUCUUUCUCCAAGAUUAUCGCGCCCGGAGCCAGAAUGGGGUGGGUCACUGCGCCGGAACAAAUAAUCGAACGGUUCGUGCGCGCUCAUGAAGUUUCCGUGCAGAAUCCGAGCGGUUUCUCUCAGCUCGCCAUAUUCAAGCUUCUGCAUGAUUAUUGGGGCCAUUCUGGGUUCAAAAGAUGGCUCAACCAGUUGCAAAGUGAGUAUAGCAAGAGACGCAACAUUAUGUUAGAUCUCUGCGAGCGACAUCUGCCAGGCGAGAUCACAUCUUGGACUCCCCCACGCGCAGGAUUCUUUCUCUGGAUAUAUGUUGAUUGGGAAAAGCAUCCCGAUGCGUUGUCGAAGUCUGCUCGAGCGGUUGAACAGGAGAUAUAUGACUGUGCUAUCAACCACGGUACGCUGGUCAUCCCUGGUAGUGCCUUUCUGCCUGAGAACAAAGUGGGUUGUAUGGAGAAGGUUUUCUUCCGUAUGACUUAUGCAAGCGUUCCUCCAGAUACAAUGCAGGAGGCUAUUCGAGGACUAGGAGCUGCACUACGUGAGGUCUUUCGGCUAUAGUUGAGAUUACACCGUCCUGCUUCAUGCGGCUUCCUAGGUGCAAAUCCCUCAGAUGCAUCCGAUAUGAAAGGAGAAAUGACCAUGCCACAAUUCCUGAAACCUAUACCAGAGACAAUACCAUAGGAGUUCAUUUAUUAAUUGGGUCUUGUACGUUUAUAUGAAUAGAAUAGGAAGUUCAAUGCGU